GAAGAAGGAUUGAAGCCUCACUUACGUCGGGGUUUGGCCGCAGUGCACUCAACAAACUAUGAUGACUUGGUAGAUAGGGCCAAGAAUAUGGAAAUUGUCUGGAAGGAAACACAAGAUUCAAAAGAUAGAAUACAAAAGAAGAGGAGCAAAGAUGAUGAUACUCAUAGUGGACAGAAUUCUAGCAGGACAGCAAAAUCUCGUAAUAGGUCUGGGCAAUCAGAAAAGCAGGGAUCUUAUGGCGAGACUAUCCAACAAGAGAAGCCUAAAUGUGAAGCAUGUGGAGGCGCCCAUAAGACAGAACUCUGUAGACGAUUGUCCGGCGCUUGUUUCAAAUGUGGACAACAGGGUCAUAGGAUAAAGGAGUGCCCUUAUAAUCAACAAGUAUCACAAUCAGAUCAGAGGCCCCAAGCUACAGGGACCCAACAAGUACAAGCUUAUCCUGCUCCGGUUCAGUCGGCUCAGCCUUCUUCUUCUGAGCAGCGGACAGGGGGGAGACCGCGCACACAGGGUCGUAUUUACGCACUGACUCAGCAGGAUGCUCAGGCAUCCAAUACUGUGGUGUCAGAUCCAGAGGCUUGAUCGCACGGGAUUGGGGAGUGCGUUAGAUUUCCGAUGAUUCCAUUAGUUGUUGGCAUUUCAGUUAGAUUAGUUUGGACAUUUGAAUUAUGUUAGCAAAUGUUAUUUUGAAAUUUUGUAA
Messenger RNA from Phoenix dactylifera (date palm), 697 nucleotides. Lineage: Eukaryota; Viridiplantae; Streptophyta; Magnoliopsida; Arecales; Arecaceae. The record is from RefSeq and is a predicted model, not a curated record.